Messenger RNA from Cyprinus carpio (common carp), 2411 nucleotides. RefSeq names its product NEDD4 binding protein 2-like 2 (gene n4bp2l2). Gene Ontology annotation, biological process: negative regulation of transcription by RNA polymerase II. Gene Ontology annotation, cellular component: nucleus. The record is from RefSeq and is a predicted model, not a curated record. Gene Ontology annotation, molecular function: transcription corepressor activity. Lineage: Eukaryota; Metazoa; Chordata; Actinopteri; Cypriniformes; Cyprinidae.
CUUUUAUUUUGAACUUUCUUACUUCCCUUUUGUGGUGCUGCUGACUUCUCCCUUAUGCUAUUAUCAGAUAUGCCGAUGAUCAAAACAUUUGAUUAACCAGAACAAGUUUUAUCACACGUCAGAUGCCAAAUGUCAAAGCCAGUGAAUCUACUUCUCCAUCUGAUGGUGGAAAUGUAGAGGAACUGUGUGAAAACACACCACUAAAUCACUCAGAUGUUGUCAGAGUAACACCAGUGGCUAAAUCGUCCAAUAACCAGACAAACAAUCAGACUGAAUUAGCUUUUUUACCUAUUGGAAGUCAUUUCAAGACUCAACAGGAUGUGAAUCCAGAUGGUGGAGAACUGGAUCCUUCAACACAAAUACAGACAGACACUAACGUGAAAGAAGUUACCAACACAUGUUCCACUGAGAACACAAGCCAAACAGAGAGAGAACGUGUCAUUAGCGAGUUGGCCAUCACUAGUACUUCAUUUAUUGGGCCUGUGUGUCGCCCAGAGCCAUCCAUCGAGCGGGAGCUUUGUGAAUUUUACAAAGAGCUUGAGGAAGUUGAUAAGGUGGACGUCAAUGCGGACACCAAAACGGUUGAACAGCAUGACUUCCAUCCUUACAGCAAGCCCGAAAGCGAUCAACCAGACAGUACAGACUUUCCUGUUGUCGUAACUGAUCACGGCAGAGCUUACAGACCUUACCCAGAUCCACAUGAACACAACCGAAAAGAUCCAAAAAGAUGGAGACCUCGCUUACAAUUUAAUACGGAUGACUUUGGUAGGGGAGGACAUCCAGAGCCGUGGUAUCCUCCUCCACCAUGGGCUCCUCCAGACUCAAGGGUGCACUUCUUCCCUCCCCCAACCUCUGAGGGUGCUAUCAUGUAUCCUCCAGACAUGAGACCCCAGGAGAACGUCUUCCACAGUUUUCAUGUCAACAACAACAGCUGGGGCCCAUGGGAAGGACCACCAUUACCUUCGAACAGGUGGCAUGAACAAAACAGGGUUUUCCAGUCACAUGAGCACCAUGGAAUCUCUGAGGAAUAUCAGACACCUUCAGCACACUGGCAGCAGCAUUAUCAUGAAAAAGACCAAUAUCAGCAUUAUAAUAACACUGCUUUGGUGCUCAUAUUGUUGAGGGGAGUCCCAGGAUCUGGAAAAUCCACUUUGGCCAGAGAGCUCCUGUCCACUGGUCCCAGUGGAGUAAUACUGAGCACAGAUGACUACUUUUUCCAAGACAACAGAUAUGAAUUUGAUUCCGCUCUGCUUGGUAAUGCGCACGACUGGAACCAGAAGAGAGCCGAGCAGGCGAUGUUGGAGGGCCGCUCACCCGUUAUCAUCGACAACACUAAUGUUAAAGCCUGGGAAAUGAAGCCUUAUGUUCAAAUGGCUUUAGACAACGGAUACAGAGUGGACUUUCUUGAGCCAGAUACCCGCUGGAAAUGUGAUCCUGCCCAGUUAGAAAAGAGGAACAAGCACGGAGUCCCUCGAGAAACAAUAGCAAAGAUGCUGGAUGGUUUCGAGCGGCCGGUGAAUGUUGACAUUGUGAUGAAUUCUGUGGUGCCUCCCCAUAAAAAGAAAAGCCACUAACAUAGAACCGAUGACAUUUAGCUGUUCUUCAAAUAGAAAUAUUGUCAUGUUAUCAUUCUGAAUGAUAGUGGGUUUAUAUAUAUAUAUAUAUAUAUAUAUAUAUAUAUAUAUAUAUAUAUAUAUAUAUAUAUAUAUAUAUAUACACACAUUUUAAUUAUUUUAAUACAUACUGAUGCAGCUAAAGAUGUUUUAAUGACUGUAGGGUGAUUUAUAAUUAUUUUAGCUAAUAAUUAUCAUUUAUAAUCAUCCUUAUUAUUGAUUCAUAUUAAUAAUUUAGCUAAAUAUUUUUUAAUGACCAUUAGCUGAAUUAUUUCAAUUAUUAUUUGAAAUACUAAAAAUAUUUUAGAAAAGAAAGAGAAUUUCUUUUUUUUAAAAGUAUCACUUUCUUUGUAUUUCCUGUAAUUAUUCUUAGUGCACAUGAAAAUGUUUUUUGCUGUUCUAGUUUUGUCCGUUGUAAUAUAAAAAUGUAAAUCAUAUAUUACCACAUUGAUAAGUGUGAAACAUUGGUAGGAUAAGACCAUUGGAGUCUAAUAAAUCUCUCGACUUUUAGACAGUCUGACACAUCAAACUAAUGCUGAGGUCCCAGAUAGAAGACAAAAUAUAAAAUAUUAUAUGUAGUGACAUGCUGAAUUAGAAGCAUUUUUUAAGCAUUCUAUGUCUCUCUUUUUUUCUUUUUCUUCAAAAGGCCGGCAGCUUAAAUCUAGACACUGAUCUGAUCUCAGGGUUUACAUUUUAUGAACAUGCUGUAUAUUGUUGAUGCCUCAUGUACCAAAUAAGACACUGUUUUCUGAAGUGCUGAAUAUUUUUGUAAAUAAAAGGUGAUUUGUUUUGAUAAAA